AUGUCUGUCGCAUUUUUAGCGGAUAAAGCACAAUCAAAAAUCACAAAAGAAGAUUUACAGGAUAUCGCGGCCAAGCUGAAUAUUUCCAUUCCAGAUGGCCCUGAUGCCGAUGCCUAUCUGCUGCUGCUGCAGUCGACGGAGGCCCUUAUGAGACAAGUAGAAGCCAGCGCCGAUUAUAUUCACCCGUCUCUAUCACCGCUGCCGACAACAAAGCCACGCGUGUUUUGGCUUCCAAAGCCCGAGGAAAAUCCCCUCAAUGCCUGGCGACAUUGUUGUGAGCUAGUCGCUGCUCAGCCAUCCAGCUCCUUGCUGCGGGGUAGAACUAUUGUAAUCAAAGACAAUAUCUCCGUUGGAGGUCUGCCAACAACCUUGGGGACUUUCACUGACAUACUCUGCAAUGACGGAAAUCUCCCUCUCUCGCCAAUAGAUGCUUCCGUGGUGUCUCGAGUCUUGGAUGCAGGAGCUACGAUUAAAGGUUCAUCGACCUGUGAGAAUUUCUGUGCAUCGCCAUUGUCAUACAGUGCAGCUACUGGCCCCGUCCACUCGCCCUGGAUGCAUGGCUGCACUUCUGGUGGUAGCAGCAGUGGCUCUGCCGCUCUAGUCUCAGCAAAUAUUGUUCAACGUCUGACCGGCCAAACGUUUGGCCCGACGGUUGAACUAGCCAUCGGUGGUGACCAAGCCGGCUCUGUACGAAUGCCCGCUGCUUAUACUGGAAUAUAUGGAUUAAAACCCACCUUCGGACUGGUUCCGUACACAGGAGCCGUCGGCCUGGUUCCCAUGAUUGAUCAUCUGGGGCCUAUCGCAGAAAAUCUAGAUGAUAUUGCACUCCUCUUGCAGGUGAUGGCGGGAUACGAUGGCAUUGACCCUCGCAUGACCCCAGAAUCGCCGCUUCGCAACCAGGUGCCGAAUUAUUCAAAACAACUAUAUGAAUUUAAAUCUCGAUCCCUCACAGCUGGCGAGAGAGUGGGCUCGUCUUUUCGAGUGGGCUUGCUCCUCGAGUCCUUCGACAUCCCGGGGCUUUCGGCAGAGGUGCGAGACACGGUCUUGCAAGCAGCUAAAUCAUUUUUCGCAAAAGCCGGGGCCACCGUUUCGGAAGUAUCCGUUCCUAUGCAUCGAGAAGGGAUCAUAAUCUGGACAGCAGCUACCAGGAUGUCCACGUCUGAUUUUGCCUGCCAGGGCAAACCGGGAGGGGCCCUCUCUUUUCUACCACCUCACAUCCGCGUCCAAUGGCCGCCCGACCAGCACAUGUACGAGCUGCUUACUGCUACAAACCCGUCGUUGGUGAAUAUCAUGUUCACUGGGCCGUUUCUAAACCAACACUUUGGCCCGGUCAGCGAGGCCAAGGCACAUCGAAAAGUGUUUGAAUUGCGGGCAGCAUACGAUCGUGCGUUGGAGGAAUUCGAUGUCCUCGUUACGCCGUGCAACCCAACGGUCUCUAUGCCACAUCCGAAAAUGAAGCCGGAUGACCAGGGACCUGCCUCUUCCAUUAUGGACAAGCUGCACGUUGCUGUCGGGGUCACGACUAACACGGCGCCAUUCAACGCAACUGGUCAUCCUGCCAUGAGUAUACCGUGCGGAUUUGGCCAAGGACCGGGUUCACCAGAGGCGAAGCUGCCGAUUGGGAUGCAGGUAAUUGCAAAGAGAUGGGAGGAGUUCACAAUCCUCAAAGCAGCGGCAAUUUUCGAAGAGGGUCGCCAUCUGGCAGAAACUGUGUGCACAGAACGCCAAUGA
Talaromyces atroroseus is the source of this 1731-nucleotide messenger RNA. RefSeq lists its product as hypothetical. The transcript has 2 exons. Lineage: Eukaryota; Fungi; Ascomycota; Eurotiomycetes; Eurotiales; Trichocomaceae. The record is from RefSeq and is a predicted model, not a curated record. Gene Ontology annotation, molecular function: catalytic activity. Bases 1 to 1731 code for a protein of 576 amino acids.